AUGGCUGAUAAAUCAAGAUCGAGUAAACUGUUCCAGCCCGUCCAACUCGGAAACAAUAUGCUUCGCCAUCGUAUUGCAAUGGCACCGCGCACCCGGUUUCGCGCACAGGACGACCAUACACCAACAGUAUCCCUCGCUGAAGAAUACUACGCACAGAGAGCCUGUGUCCCUGGAACGCUCAUCAUCUCCGAAGGCUCCUUCGUAUCACCCAAGGCCGGCGGCUAUCUCAACAUCCCCGGCAUCUUCAACGCUGAGCAAGUCGAGGCUUGGAGACAGAUCGUUCAGCGUGUGCACGACGCUGGCAGUGUCAUAUUUCUGCAGAUCGCUGGGCUUGGUCGUACGGCGGAUCCGCACGUUAGGCAAAUCGAAGGCACGGGGCCGAUGACUUCGCCUUCGGAUCUUCCUAUGGAUGGGGACUCGCCUAAGCCACAGGCGUUGACGGAUGAGGAGAUCGAAGCUUUCAUCCAGGAGUUUGCAGAUGCUGCGAAGCGUGCUGUCGAAGGCGCUGGAUUCGACGGAAUAGAAAUCCAUGGCGCCAAUGGCUACCUAAUCGACCAAUUCACCCAAGACGUGAGCAACCACCGCACAGACAAAUGGGGCGGAAGCAUCGAGAACCGUUCAAGAUUCGCCGUCGAGAUCGUGAAAGCCGUCGCGAAUGCCGUGGGCCCCGAACGAACGGCAAUCCGUCUAAGCCCAUUCAACGUGUUCCAAGGAAUGAAGAUGGAAGAUCCAAUCCCGCAGUUCUCCCACCUCCUCUCAGAACUGAAGACAAUCAAGCCAGUUUACCUCCACCUAAUCGAGGCCCGAGUCCGCGGCAGCGAAGAUCACCACUCCACGGAGUCUCUUGUUCCGUUCAUAGAGCUGUGGGACAAUACUUCGGCCAUCGUGCUCGCUGGGGGUUAUCUGCCCGAAUCGGCGAGACGCACUGUUGCUGAGCUCGAAGGCUUUGACAUUUUGAUCGCGUUUGGAAGGUAUUUUAUCUCGACGCCGGAUCUCGUCUAUCGUGUCUACAAAGGCAUCGAGUUGAAUCCAUAUGAUCGAGCGACGUUUUAUACGCUGAAGAGUUCGAAGGGGUAUGUUGAUUAUGGGUUCUCCGAGGAAUUGUUGAAGGAAGGCUGUGAGGAAUUACAGUACCCAAAGGCUGGAUGA
This is a messenger RNA of Zasmidium cellare ATCC 36951, 1149 nucleotides long. RefSeq lists its product as uncharacterized. Bases 1 to 1149 code for a protein of 382 amino acids. NCBI's taxonomy places the organism in Eukaryota, Fungi, Ascomycota, Dothideomycetes, Mycosphaerellales, Mycosphaerellaceae. Gene Ontology annotation, molecular function: FMN binding; NADPH dehydrogenase activity. The record is from RefSeq and is a predicted model, not a curated record. The transcript is spliced from 3 exons.